AUGCGGGCAAACGUCGACGCGCCAUACUACCAGAUGCGCUCCGGCCAGUUCGUCACCACGCCCAACAGUACAAACGGUGCACCGCCCCCAUUCGUGUCCGACGACGAUGAAUAUGACUUGUCUGCUCCCGCUCCCCUCGCAUCGCCGCCCCAACAUCAUCUCAACCCACACCUGUUCGCCGAACACACUGCUCGUCAGACGUCAGACGAUCACACACUGGAGGAGAACCAUAACCUUGUUGAGUUGCUGGAGGCUGCGACAGCUGCAGAUCAGGUGGCAUAUGCGAUGGAUACUGGAGAUACUGGGACGGUGACCAUCCCACUACAGGAUAGAGGCAAGAGAAGAAGAGAUACCAGCUCCCCGGCCGCGGACGCAUCGCAUCAUGCCGAUAGGCCCGUCAACUCUAAGCGACGUAAGACUGGUGGAUCUACCGAUCCUCGGCUUCAGGACCAUGGCCAUAAUAUGCAUGGGGUCUCUGUCGACGACACUGUACCGCCUUCCAGUGAGUCUCUAUUGAACGAUGCCCGUGCUGCAGGUGUACACUCAGCCGCCGCUCUCUUCCGCCGCUCCUCCGAAAGAACGUCUCGCAAGUACACACGACCGCCUAUGUCGAAGCUGUUCAUGUCACUCCAGCUAAGCCCAGAGAACUUCCUUCAACUACAAGCUUUAGCAAAAGGCUACAUGCUCGACACAUCACAUCCUGAGAGGCAGAGCUGCGUUGGAAACCGCGGCAAAGGUGAUACCGACAUGGUCAAGUUGCGGCUCUUCAACUGCGUCCGGGACUUCCUAAACGAAGGCGUUGGCGAGCAGUUCUUUGGCGAAGAUGUGGAGAAGCCGGGCGAGAAGGACGCGAUUGAAGCUGCACGCGCACUAGGAGAAGACAAGAGUCCUGAUGCUGGAGAAAGACUGACAUGGCCAAGGGACGGGAACAAGAUUAUUAGCCUCGUUACUCCGUUGAUGCGACGAAUGGUCACGAACGAGCGGCAGCGACAGUAUGCGAUCGAGACUAGGAAGGGCGGCGCGAAGAAGAAAGACAAAGAAGGUAGUGCCGAAGCUGUGCUCCAGCAAGGCGAUGAUGAUGCAGGACGUGGAGUCGAGCAGCAUCUACAGCCGGUCUUCGGUCACAGUUUGGAACAGCAUCCGACGCCGUCACAGCAGACAGCUUCAUCGACACGACUCACAACCGUGACGCCGCAGGUUUUCUUCCAAGGCAAGGAUGAAAAGUCGGAUUUCAGAGAAGCGGUAGAGUCCAACGCAACCACACAGCCAAGUUUGAAGUUACCCACGGCUAGCCCUACCGAACCCAAUCUCUCGCACAUCAACGUCUUCCUCGUACUUGCCUCAUCGAGCGGCAGACCUGGCAUCAAGCUCGACGAGAAGCGCAUCACAGCCGAACCACAAACACACCUGGCAUGGUAUGAUUACAACGACUUCAUGAGAGAGGUCAUUCUCCUCCUCAGAGCCGCCAAGGACAGAUACCCCGAAAUCAGCCCAGGCAUCGGAUUUCGAGACGUUGAACCCGGAACAGACAAUCUUCGUGGGCUCGCUGCUGCCGCAAACGCACUACAGACAGAGCAUGCUCUCCACGGAACAUCGUCUUCAUUCAACGGUCUCCCUCAAUCAUCCGAAGAUGAUCACGCUUCUAUACUUCCUACACCCACUUCGGCAGUGAGCAAUCACCCCGUCUUUCCUGCCGACAGUCAUGCGGAAACCAAGUCUCUUCCUCGUUACGCUAUCAAGUCUAUUGGUCCGCAGGGAUGGCGCGAUAUUCGCAAUGCGGAUGAUUGGUAUAGUGUGCUGAGGGAGAAGGCGUUUGCUGUUUGGGCGGAUGGCGUGUGUAACGUGCUUGUUGAGCUUGUGGACUUUGCUGGGGUGGUGGGGUAG
Molecule: messenger RNA, 1884 nt
Organism: Alternaria metachromatica
Lineage: Eukaryota; Fungi; Ascomycota; Dothideomycetes; Pleosporales; Pleosporaceae
Exons: 2
Coding region: 1-1884 (627 amino acids)
Source: RefSeq, a predicted model, not a curated record